This is a messenger RNA of Linum tenue, 1811 nucleotides long. Lineage: Eukaryota; Viridiplantae; Streptophyta; Magnoliopsida; Malpighiales; Linaceae. The record is from the annotation of a GenBank genome assembly.
CCUGAAACCAUUGAGCUGAAAUGGAAACUAGGGAAUUUUGCUUUUAUAUCGCAAUUGGAUCUGGAAAGCUUAAAGGAGAGGAAGAAGGGAGUAGUACAAAGUAGGAAAGUGAUUUCGCUGUCCAAAGCUCCGUGUUCUAUAAGCUUUGUUCCAUUUCUUUCUCCCUUCUCCUCAUUGUGUGAUGUGAACCAGUAGUUUGGGUUUUCUUCCUGCCUUUGUGCUUUUAUUAAGACAUUCACGCCCACCCAGAAGUGAGUUUACAGAGAAAGGAGCGGAGGGGAAAGUUUGGGAAAUCCCAAAAGAGGAAAGUUAUCUCCAUCUUUGUUUGCCUGUCUGGCUUUAAUUUGUGGAAGCCAAGCUUUGCUAAAAGGACAUACAUGGGUGAAACCAGGGUUUCCCUCUUCUUGAAAGGGGUUGCUCUUCAAUUUUGCUUUAUCCCCCAUGUUCAAGUGUAUAGAGGUCACUGUUUCAGGAAUCUAAACCCAGGGAGAAACUGAGAAAAAGGGAGACGAGAAUUCAGCUGCUUCAUUGAAUGUUUAUGAUCGUUUUCAUUUCUGGUGUAUGGCGGUUUGGAUGAUUGAGAGGAGCAACCUGAUCUCAUCCUCAAGCAUAUCCGAAUAUGACCUGGGAGGGGAAGGGGACCUAUUCAAGGCACCUGAACUGAUCAUCGAGGAGCCAAUCAUGGGCCUUGAUCCGAUGACAGCAGCCAUUUCCAUGAUAUCUUGUGGGGAAGAAGUCCUUACUCCAUCAGGACUCAAGAUGGCUGCUGGACUUGAAGACAUUCAAAAUGAGCAGCUUCUCAGCGACGUCUUCUACGAGUGCAAGAAAGACCUCAUGGAAAUGGCUGCAGCAAUAGACUCCCCGCUCUCGGAUAUUCUGGAUAUCAAGACUCCUCUGUUGAGAACCGAAGAAAACCAUGUCCAAGACCAUGAGUUGGCCCCUGAUCUAGGGUUGUCAAAGAGUGUUAGCUCGGGGUGUCUAAGCGCAAUGGAUUGGAUCCCUGGAGGUCCGGUGAAGCCGAGUUUCCUGGAUUUCCCUGGGAUUGAUUUUACUGCUGCUUAUGGGAUGCGAAGAGCAUUCAGCGAAGGUGAUAUCAAGGCUCUUGGAAAUGGAAACGUGGGACACAUCCAUUCUCCGCGUCCACUGCUCAUUAGCAGCAACUCCACUUCUGAAGCCCGGUUGGAAAAGCUUUCGAGGUACCGAAACAAGAAGAACAAGAGGAACUUUGGCAGGAAGAUCAAGUAUGCCUGCAGGAAGGCCUUAGCAGACAGCCAGCCGAGGGUCCGGGGAAGGUUCGCCAAGACCGAAGAAUCUGAUGUGAUCAAAGGACACCAGCAAUGACCAUCUCUAGCUAACCUUGCUGCUGCUGAUGAAGGAACCAACCAGUUGAAAAAAGUGUAGGUAUGGAAUAGUUUUUAGUCCCUGCGAGGGGGGGAAAAUCUAAGUACUAAGUAGUAGUAGUGGUAAGGGCUGCCUAAUCUGUAAUCAAUGGAGAAAAGAGAAAGAGAAGCUAAGUAUUUAGUGUUGUAAUAAACUUAAUUCCGCCCCAGCGCAGCAAGCAAGGAAAGCCAAAAAGAGAGAGUGUAGUAGUUUGAUUGAUGAUUAUUAUCAUCCUCUGUGAUUACCUCGAAUCUGUAGUAGAAAGUUUGUAUAUAUGGUGGAUGGUGUGGAAUAAGACGACGGAGGAAGGGCAGAUUUGUAAUCAAUCUUGCUAUAUGCAUCUGUUCUAUCGUAAAGGAAUGACAAACAAUGUUCUUCUUCUCGUUUUCUUUGGGGUGAAAACAUGUUGUAAUGCAUAUAAUAUGAAAAUU